Messenger RNA from Knipowitschia caucasica, 888 nucleotides. The record is from the annotation of a GenBank genome assembly. Lineage: Eukaryota; Metazoa; Chordata; Actinopteri; Gobiiformes; Gobiidae.
AUGGCGGCGGCAGGAGCAGAGUCUACUGUCCGUAUGCCUGGGAUAGUUUUGUCUUCGUUAAUGUUUCAGCAUCUAAACAGCGAUUCUGAUGUGGAAGGUCUCAUUCUUGGAGAAAACCUUUUUGAUGAACAGGUCACCAUAAAUGACAGUCAGCCCGAUCAAAUUCAAAUAGAGGAAAUAUACAAUGUCCAGAAGCACAUACCAUGUAAACGGCUUCACAGUUUCUACAACAACACAGGAGAUGUUGAUCUAGAUGCACUGAAAGGGCUUCUGGGGGAUUGCAAGCCUGAAAGUGUGAUUGGGUGGUACAAGCAGAGAAGGAACACUGACCAACAAAUGACACUAAGAGAAAAGUCAAUUCACAAGAACCUGAAGAAUACCUUGUCCAAUCCGCAUAUGAUAUUUCUACUGUUGACGCCCAGUUACUUAACCCCAUCAGGAUCCACCCACAAAACAGAAUAUGCUGCGUACAUCUUACGUUGCAGGCAGGUGAUUCAUGUUCCAGUGUUGGUUAAUAAUUUGGGUUUGCUUGAGCCAGUGUCUUAUUGCAAAGCACCUGCUCUGUGCUCAGCGGUGGGUUACAAUCAAACUAUGAAGAAACACAGGUCAAAGUUCUUUUCAUCCAGUGGACUUCUAAAUGAGGUGGAGGAGAUGAACAGUAUGAAUGAUUCUCUGCAGUCAGAGUUAUAUAACAUGUCCCAAAAAGUUGAGAGCACAGAGAAGCAGCUUGAAGAACUUCAGGCAGAGGUUUCAGCUCUCCGAAGAAAGGUUAUGGAAGGAAAAGAAAACCGACUUCAAAAUGAUCCUCCUCUUGAGCCAAAGAGGAACAUGUUGCUGCACAAAGCUCAGAUCAACCAGACAGACCAUCAGAAGAAAAUACAGAGCUGA